Molecule: messenger RNA, 1201 nt
Organism: Euleptes europaea (tarantolino)
Lineage: Eukaryota; Metazoa; Chordata; Lepidosauria; Squamata; Sphaerodactylidae
Gene: CCNI
Product: cyclin I
Exons: 6
Coding region: 44-1201 (385 amino acids)
Biological process (GO): regulation of cyclin-dependent protein serine/threonine kinase activity; mitotic cell cycle phase transition
Cellular component (GO): cyclin-dependent protein kinase holoenzyme complex; nucleus; cytoplasm
Molecular function (GO): cyclin-dependent protein serine/threonine kinase regulator activity
Source: RefSeq, a predicted model, not a curated record
GUAGCUGUAUCCAGUUGGGUGGCAGGCAGACCCAAGGGGUACCAUGAAGUUUUCAGGACCCCUGGAGAGCCAGAGGUUGUCUCUCCUCUUGGAGAUGGCAAUCUCUAGGGAAGCUCAGAUGUGGAAAGUCCAUGUGCCCAAAAUUCAGCCCAAUCAGGAUGUAGGCAUUUCUCCAACCCAGCGGGACGAAGUAAUCCAUUGGCUGGCCAAACUCAAGUGCCAGUUCCAUCUUUAUCCAGAAACGCUCGCCCUGGCUGUCAGCCUCUUGGACAGGUUUUUAGCUGCCGUGAAGGCCCGUCCAAAGUACUUGAACUGUAUUGCAAUCAGCUGCUUCUUCCUCGCCGCCAAGACUAUCGAGGAAGAUGAGAGGAUUCCAGUACUGAAAGUGUUGGCCAGAGACAGCUUUUGUGGCUGUUCUCCAGCAGAAAUUCGCAGGAUGGAGAAGAUCAUUCUGGAUAAACUGAACUGGGACCUUCACACAGCAACCCCGCUGGAUUUCCUCCACAUUUUCCAUGCAGCCGCCCUGUCAACGAGGCCUCAGCUGCUGACCACCUUGCCCAAGAUGAGCCCAUCCCAGCACCUGGCCCUGCUCACCAAGCAGCUGCUCCACUGCCUGGCCUGCUACCAGCUCCGGCAGUUCAAGGGCUCCUUGCUGGCCCUGGCCAUCGUCAGCCUGGAGGUGGAGAAACUGGUCCCUGAUUGGCUCGCCCUCAUCAUCGAACUGCUCCAGAAGGCACAGAUGGACAGCUCCCAGCUGAUCCACUGCCGGGAGCUCGUGGCACACCACCUUUCCCCUCUGCAGCCUUCCUCCCUGCCGCCCAACUCCGUCUACGUCUACACCCCCCUGAAGCACAACCUGGUGACCUGCCACGCAGGAGGCCUUCGAUUCCACCCCUCCUUGGUCCCAGGCCCGGGCGCCAAGGACAACCGCAAACCAGAAGUGCCAAGCCGAGGAUCCGCUGCGCUGGGCCUGCGCCGGCCGGCCCCCAGCAGGUGCAAGCAGGCGACGGCCAAGCGCAAAGUGGAAGAGAUGGAGGUGGACGACUUCUACGAUGGGAUCAAGCGGCUCUACAAUGAGGAGAAUGCGCCUGAAGGGGCGGCCUUGGAAGGGAAGGCCUCCUCAGCAUGCGGCGCCGAUGUCUCCCGGCAAGGAGGGAGCGUCUCCCCGUGCCCUCCGCUGCAGCCCGUUUCCGUCAUGUAG